Molecule: messenger RNA, 2146 nt
Organism: Cryphonectria parasitica EP155
Lineage: Eukaryota; Fungi; Ascomycota; Sordariomycetes; Diaporthales; Cryphonectriaceae
Exons: 2
Coding region: 1-2097 (698 amino acids)
Biological process (GO): rRNA processing
Cellular component (GO): nucleus
Molecular function (GO): RNA binding
Source: RefSeq, a predicted model, not a curated record
AUGUCUUCCAAACAGAAAACCAAAGCCAAGGGGCGAGAUGGUGCCCCCUCAGCGAAAAUCACCGACGCGCGCUUCGCCAGCUUCGAGACCGACCCUCGUUAUGCCCUCCCCUCCAAGCGCAAGACCAAGACCACCAUCGACAAGCGUUUCUCGCGCAUGCUCAAGGAUGACGAUUUCACCUCGACUGCAAAGACCGACCGCUACGGCCGCAAGAUCAAGUCCGACUCCAAGAGGAAGGCGUUGCAGAGGCUGUAUCAAGAGGAGGAUGAAGAUGAACAAGCAGAGGAGAACGCCGAGGAUGAUGACGAUGACGACGUAGAGGUCGAGGCAGACGACGUGGUCAGGCGGGAGCUAGAGAAGGCCAAGACAAAAUAUGAUCCUGCGAGAGGCGGCGGCUUCUCCUCGUCCGAAUCUGACUCUGAUUCAAGUGAAGACGAGGACGACGAUGACGACUCGGAAGAGGAGGUUGAUAACGCACCAGAUAUGCAGCAAUACCGGACCCAGCAGGCCGAGGUCGAAACCGGUGAAAUCACAAAUCGCAUAGCUAUCGUCAACCUCGACUGGGACAACAUCAAGUCCGUCGACUUGAUGGCUCUGUGCAAUAGCUUCGUCCCACUCGGCGGGCGUAUAGAGAAAGUCUCCAUCUAUCCCUCUGAGUUUGGUAAGGAGAGAAUGCAGCGCGAAGAGCUAGAGGGGCCGCCCAAGGAGAUUUUCAAGAAGAGCAGCGGCGAUGAGGACGACGAAACUUCCGAAGACGACGAGGAGGAGCCGGAAGACGAUGGCGAGGACAGUGACGAGGAGGCCAAGAACGACCUUUUCAAGGAGGAGAACGACGAGGAUUUCGACAGCGAUGCACUGCGGACCUAUCAGCUGGACAGGCUCCGGUAUUACUACGCAGUCAUGAUCUGCUCAGAUAAGAACACUGCGCAGAAGAUCUACGAGGAAACAGACGGUUCGGAAUACCUGUCGUCGUCCAAUUUCCUCGACUUACGAUUUGUGCCGGACGACGUCACGUUCGACGACGAACCUCGGGAUGAAUGCAAGAGCGUGCCCAAAAACUACAAGCCUGUCGAAUUUGUGACGGAUGCCCUGCAGCAUUCCAAGGUCAAGCUGACCUGGGACAUGCACCCAGAGGAUACCAACCGCAAAGAGAUUAUGAAAAAUGCAUUCAGUGGCAGCAGGGAUGGCAUUGCGGAGAAUGACAUCAAAGCAUACCUAGCCAGUGGCAGCGAGGACGAGGAGGAUGAGGAAGAAGACGGAGAGGGCGUGGUGGGCGCCUCCGAUGCCCCAAAAUUGAGCAAGAAGGAACUUGCUCGCAAGAAGAUGCGAGAGGCACUCGGCUUUAAGGACGAGCCUUCGGGCAAGUCAUCCAAGUCAGGCGGUCCUGUAGGAGACAUGCAGAUCACAUUCACUUCAGCACUUACCGAGGAUACGCGCAAGAAGGCGCCGGGAGAGGAAACGACCGCAGAGAAAUACAUCCGCAAGGAGCGUGAGAGGAAGGCUAAGCGGAAAGAGCAAGCCCUAGCAAACAGACAAGGCGCCAAGACAGAAAGCGAAGAGGGGCCUCAGGAAGAUCUUGGCUUCGACGAUCCAUUCUUCACAGCCGAAGAGCCCGAGAAGAAGUCAAAAUCUGCCAUGAACAAGGAAGAACGGCGGAAGAAGCGCGAGGCAAGGGAGGCCGAGGAGAAGCAGAAUGCAGAGGAGAAGGCCCAGUUGCAACUCCUCAUGGCAGACAACCCUGACGAGGGGGCUGGCCACCUGGACCACUUCGACAUGAACGAGAUCCUGAAGGCCGAGAAGAACAAGAAGAAGAAGGGCAAGAAGGGCAGGAAGGACACAGAAACCGCGGCCGACCUGCAGGAUGACUUCCGGAUGGAUGUCCAUAACGACCGCUUCAAGGCUGUCUUUGAGGAUCAUGAGUUUGCCAUUGAUCCAUCCAACCCUAAGUUCAAAGGUACCGUAGGCAUGAAGAGCAUGUUGGAGGAGGGCAGGAGGAAGCGGAAGCACGGCGGUGAUGAGGCGGGCAGCGAGAGGCGAAGAGAUCAGAAGUCGAAAAAGCAGUCUCGUCAGCUCGAUCAAGAAGAAGUCUGGAAGUAGAAAAUAGUCAAACUAUAGUCUGGAGGCAUAUAUUCUCUCGAAUAACACG